AAGAAAUUAUGGGCGCUGUUAUAUUGUGUGUAGUUUCUAUUUUUCUUGGUCUAAGUUGGAUAGCUGAUAGCAACAUGUAUCGCAUAAACUAUGUCACCUCAGCGGAGGAGAAGAUGGACCUGAUCGAGAAAGACAGAGAACUCAUUAUCGUACUCGAUAGUUAUGCGACUGAGCUGAAAGAUAAAAUCAUCAAGCUGAAGAGAAUAGUUGAAGCGCUGAAACAGCCUUUAGAAAAGGCUAGGAAUAGGGAAGAGGAGUACUUGUCCAAUCCCAUAAACAGACUAUCCCUCAUGCGUCAGAUGCACGAUGAUUGGGAACCGGUGGAGAAGCUCUUAAAGCAGCCAGUGGGGCAAGAGAAAAUUGCAUUUAUCGAGAAAAUGCGAGAGGAUCUGCCAGUGGAAGACGAUCUCAUUGAGGCCAAUCAAGCCCUGUUUCGCAUAGUACACACAUAUGAUUUGGAACCGAAGGAUGUGUCCACAGGAUUGAUUGAUGGAGUUCAAUACAGUGGUAAGAUGUCUGCUAGUGAUUGCCUUACCAUGGCAGCGUUGUCCUUCAAUUCGGGCAGCUACCAAAUAGCAUCCAAGUGGCUAAGUGCAGCCAAGGAUUUGUUGGUGGAACAGCCACGUAAAUACCAUGAGGUGAUUGGGGUCACCAAGGCGGAUGUUACAUUGCUACUUGCUCGCUCUCUUAUAGCCACUGGCAAUGUAUCCAUCGCACGUGACAUGCUGAUGCGGGAUUCCAUGCUCGGUGAAGCUGGUAAUGCACUUGCUCUGCACUUUCUGAGGAACACACCAAAGCCAAGUAUUAGCUUGGAGUGCUGUGAGUCCGAAGAAUCCUUUAAUCAUCUUUGCCGAUCCGUGAGCAGGAGACAGGCGGGUGACUCCAAGCCCUCGAGGCUUCACUGUCGCUAUAAUACCACUACUAGGCCCUUCCUGCGAUUGGUCCCCCUUCGAAUGGAGGAACUUUCUCUGGAUCCGUAUGUGGUUCUUUAUCACAAUGUUCUAAGUGAUCCUGAGAUUGAAAAGCUGAAGCUGAUGAGUGAGCCCUUCCUAGAGCGUGCGAAAGUAUAUCGCGUGGAAAAGGGCUCUGAUGAAGUAGCUCCCAGUAGAUCCGCUGAUGGUGCGUGGCUUCCUGACCCAGAAACCGAACCUGAAGACCUGGAGACUUUAAACCGCAUUGGACGAAGAAUCGGAGACAUAACAGGUCUAAGUACUUGCAGUGGAAGCCAAAUGCAGCUUCUAAAGUACGGCUUUGGUGGCCAUUUUGUGCCGCAUUACGACUAUUUCGACUCAAAAACCUCCUACUUAGAGGCGGUGGGCGAUCGAAUCGCCACUGUUCUCUUUUAUCUUAACAACGUUGAUCAUGGUGGAGCUACAGCUUUUCCCAACAUAAACCUGGCUGUGCCAACCCAAAAAGGUUCGGCAUUGUUCUGGCACAAUCUAGAUGGAAAGUCCUACGACUAUGACACACGCACUUUUCAUGGCGCCUGUCCUCUGAUAUCUGGCACAAAGUUGGUGAUGACACGCUGGAUUUACGAAUUGGAUCAAAUGUUCCUUAUUCCCACAGUGCUUCCUCCUCGCAGUCGAAACUUUAGCAGAUCACUUCCCAAUCCAAUUUAAUUUUAGGAUGCACCCCUACAUCUUCAUUAUCUAAUAAAUUUAUUUUCUUCUCA
This is a messenger RNA of Drosophila erecta, 1672 nucleotides long. Its product is annotated as prolyl 4-hydroxylase subunit alpha-1. The record is from RefSeq and is a predicted model, not a curated record. Gene Ontology annotation, biological process: peptidyl-proline hydroxylation to 4-hydroxy-L-proline. Gene Ontology annotation, molecular function: L-ascorbic acid binding; protein binding; iron ion binding. The transcript is spliced from 7 exons. Gene Ontology annotation, cellular component: endoplasmic reticulum. Bases 9 to 1619 code for a protein of 536 amino acids. Lineage: Eukaryota; Metazoa; Arthropoda; Insecta; Diptera; Drosophilidae.